This is a messenger RNA of Serendipita indica DSM 11827, 1488 nucleotides long. The record is from the annotation of a GenBank genome assembly. NCBI's taxonomy places the organism in Eukaryota, Fungi, Basidiomycota, Agaricomycetes, Sebacinales, Serendipitaceae.
AUGGUCCUCAAUCUGCAGGAGAAGCGCAGUCGCAACGAACUGAGCUUCUUUAAAGCAUUCAGCAAAGCGAAAGUCGAUGCCGGGGAUACUGGACAACCGUUAGAAGAGCCACUUCGAGGUCAUGAAGAUGAAGUCAAGGCGGUUGCAUUUUCUCCAGACGGCUCCAAAUUUGUCUCCGGAUCGGAAGACAACACGAUUCGACUAUGGGACGUAGGAACGUCUCAGCUGUUGGGAGAGCCACUCAGAGGUCAUGAAGACGAAGUCACAGCGGUUUCAUUCUCGCCAGACGGCUCCAGAACCGUCUCUGGUUCGGCCGACAUGACAAUUCGACUAUGGGAUGCACGCAUUGGUCAGCUGUUGGGAGAGCCACUUCGAGGUCAUGAAGGGUCUGUAGAUUCAGUCGCAUUCUCGCCAGAAGGCUCCAGAAUUGUCUCUGCCAUUGGAGAGCCACUUCGAGGUCAUGAAGGGUCUGUCGAUGCGGUCGCAUUCUCGCCGAACGGUUCCAGUAUAGUCUCUUGCUCGUGGGACAAAACGAUUCGAUUGUGGGAUGCAGAGACUUGUGAGCCGUUAGGAGAGCCACCCCAAGGCCAUGAAGACUAUGUCAUGGCAGUCGAAUUCUCACCAGAUAGCUCCAUGAUUGUCUCUUGCUCAUGGGACAAAACGAUUCGAUUGUGGGAUGCGGCGACUGGUCAGCCAUUGGGGGAGCCACUUCGAGGCCAUGAACACUAUGUCAUGGCUGUUGGAUUCUCGCCAGACGGCUCCAGAAUCGUCUCUGGCUCAUGGGACAAGACAAUACGAAUAUGGGAUGCGAGAACUGGACAGCCAUUUGGAGAGCCACUCCGAGGUUACCUCCGCUAUGUCACGGCGGUCGCAUUCUCGCCAGAUAGCUCCAGAAUCGUCUCUGGCUCGUGGGACAAGUCGAUCCGACUGUGGGAUGCGGCGACUGGUUGGCCGUUGGGAGAACCUUUUCAAGGUCAUGAACACUAUGUAACGGCAGUUGCUUUCUCACCUGAUAGCUCCAAAAUUGUCACUGGCUCGUGGGACAAGACAGUUCGAUUGUGGGAUGCGACGACUCGUCAGCCAUUUGGGGAGCCACUUCGAGGCCAUGAAAGGGAGGUCACCACUGUUGCGUUCUCGCCAGAUGGCUCCAAAAUUGUCUCUGGCUCGGAUGACAAGACGAUUCGACUGUGGGACAUGGGGUCCGGCCAGUUGUGGGAAAGCCACUACAAGGUCAUGAAUUACGGCUCCAGAAUCAUCUCUGGCUCGACCGACAUGACAAUUCGAUUAUGGGAUACGGGGAGUAGUCAGCCAUUGGGAAAGCCGUUCCGAGGUCAUGAACACUAUGUCGCAACAGUCGCAUUUUCGUCAGACGGCUCAGCAAUUGUCUCUGGCUCAUCAGACAGGACGAUCAACUAUGGAAUGCACAGACCAAUUCACACACAAAUACCUCCAGAGAUGAUGGUGGGAUGUCCUCAAAUUCGCGCUUAA